AUGCUCCACCAACUCAAGAUCUCGAUUGGGAAUGUCCACUGUUCAGAUUGCGAGGUCAAUAUUCGCCAGACAUUGGGUAAGUACAUGCAAUUGAGAAAUUUACCGACAAACCUAACCGAGAACCAAGAGUUACUUUUGAAGGUGGUUUAUUUCAACUUGGACAAUGGUGUGAUCAAUUUAUACUAUAGAGUAGAAGAUGUCGUGGGUCGCAGUCCCUUCGAAAACUCAGUGAAGCAAGUGAUACAAUCGUUGAAGAAAAGUGGUUUCUCGGUCUUAUUUUGGAACUUGGAUCAUGAUGGGAAAUGUAUUCUUAGUUCACAAACCAAACUAUCCAGCCUUAUGAGUCCUGACAUAGACCUGGACGCGAGAAUUCUGCUUCAACAGCUCUGGCAAGUUUAUAAAAAGAAGCAAACACUCAGACAUCACAUGAAUAACUGCAACUACUGUCAAAUGGAAAAACAAAAAGAGUCUUCAGUGGCCGGUCAUAAACUCAAAGACAACGAGACCUCUACUGAUGAUCACGAGGGCUCAGUCGAAACACUCUUGAAUUCCACAGAGCCAGAAUAUAGGGUCGUAAUUUCAAUAAGCGGCAUGUCGUGUGUCCCUUGUGUUGCUUCAAUAUCAGAGGCAAUUGCAGCGCUUUUCAAGGAGCGAGGAGUAGAAAAGAAGAAUGACGAGCCCCAGUUUUCGGUCAAUUUGCUCCAGCAGUCAGCCAUUGUAUUAGUGCCCAAUAAGCAAAUGGUGAACCAGGUACUUGACGUAGUAGAGAGCACAGGCUUUACUGCUCGCCUUCUCGAAGUCUUACCUAUCCAGCGGUCAGUAAACCAAAAGAUCAUUGCUGUUAUUGGUGGCCUAACUUGCACAGCUUGUGUAAAUGCAGCCAUGUCAGCUGCAAAUGACUUACCAUUUGUGUUGGAGUGUGGGAUAAGCGCAGUCACCAAAUCGGGCCAGUUCAUCCUUGAAGGCUCUAAUUUAGGCGAUGGCAAAAGAGAUAUAGAAAAAUUAAAAGAAUCUAUCGAAGACUGUGGAUUUGAAUUCAAGCUAGUUAAAGACGAGAAAGUCAAUUUUACUACAGGUCAACGUCAGUCCAGGUCUAUCAAUAUUGGGGUUGACGGUAUGUUUUGCACGAAAUGUCCAACCAUCAUAAUGUCUUACCUUACAGCGUUUGGGGAAGCCGUGGUCAUCGAAGAACCCAUUACGUUGGAUCAGCCUUUUGUUCAGUUUACUUAUAUUCCAAAUUACGAAGAAAAAGUGACAGUGCGCAGAUUCUUGUUUGACUUAAAUCACCUAAAGCCACUGCCUAAUGAGGAAGGAUAUGUCGUGGAUCCCGACUCUGAAGGCAUAUUCAAGUGUAACGUUAUUGAAACGAUUUCUAUUGAUGAACAUUUGCGGAAGAUUUUAAAACUCGAAACGAAAGAAAUUGUUCGUCGGUUAGUCAUUGCUGCCGUCUUGGCUAUCCCCUCUUUUGUAUUUGGCAUUGUGGGCAUGUCUUUGAUUUCGAAAAAGAACUCGUUCAGAAUUUGGUUAGAAGAGCCAAUAUGGGCUGGAAAUGUCUCUCGAGUUCUGUGGAUACUUCUUUUCUUGAGCACGCCUGUAUACUUUUUUGCAGCUGACAUAUUUCAUGUCAAAGCACUAAAGGAAAUACGGUCUUUAUGGAUCCGGAAAAACUCUUUCAAAAAAAGGUUUUUUAAAUUCGGCUCGAUGAGUCUUCUCAUGUCCCUAGGAACAACAGUCGCUUACAUUGCAAGCAUAGCUUUACUCAUUCUAUCGUCACAACAGGAGCAUGUUUCAAGCAUGGGAUCACAUACAACAUAUUUUGAUUCCGUCGUCUUUCUUACGUUUUUUUUGUUGAUUGGUCGUCUUCUUGAGAGUUUGUCGAAAUCCAAAACAUCUGACGCCGUUGCAAAUUUGAGUUCAAUGAAAGCCUCUCAAGCAACCAUUGUCGAACAAAGCGAAAGAUUAAAUCCGGAAGGCAACGUUUGUUACAUCAAUGAUGAAGUUGUUGACGUCAAGCUUCUUGAUUCAGGAGACUACAUCAAAAUGUCAACGGGGGAAUCACCCGCAGUUGACUGUGUGCUAGUGGAAGGAAGCACGAGCUUUGAUGAGUCGGCUCUUACAGGAGAGUCCGAUCCCAUCAAGCAUAAAACAGGACAUCAGGUAUUUUCUGGAACUGUUAACAUGGGCCACUCAGCGGUAAUUGCCAGGAUUUUGAAUGUGGAUGGGACGUCUUUAAUAGAUCAAAUUGUGAGUACAGUGAGAGAUGGCCAAAUGAGAAAAGCCCCAAUCCAAAGACUUGCCGAUGUUUUGACCGGCUACUUCGUACCGUGUAUUGUGGUCAUUGCCAUUGUGACAUGGAUAGUGUGGCUUUCGCUUGCAUACUCCAAUGUGCUCCCUGAUAGCUACCUCGAUAUUGAUGUUGGCGGGUGGACUGUUUGGUCCCUUGAAUUUGCUAUCGCAGUUUUUGUUAUUGCCUGCCCUUGUGGUAUUGGAUUGGCCGCACCCACAGCUUUGCUUGUUGGCUCGGGCCUUGCAGCUAAGUACGGGAUUUUAGCCAAAGGAGGAGGCGCAGCAUUUCAAGAUGCUGCCCAGACAAACUUAAUCUGUUUUGACAAAACAGGCACGUUGACCCAAGGAAAAAUGAAGGUCACGGAUGCGGCAUUCGUUAGUAAUGGAACACACGAACAGCUUCUUAGAACAUUUGCCUUGCAGCUCACGAGAGACCUUGAACUUGCCUCAAAGCACCCAAUAGCCACGGCUAUAAAAGAGUUCUUGACCUCGGACUUCGAGGGCAAUGUGAACCCCACAACAAACAAAAUACCUCAAGUGGAGACAGUCGCAGGAAAGGGGUUAAAAGGAGUGCCAGUUAUUGAACUUUCUGAAGGCAACACCUGGUCAAAAUUUCUGCCAGAAGAAGUGAUCUUGGGAAACGAGGCCAUACUCACAGAUCAUCAUGUGUCGUUAGACGAAGAGCAAAAUAGAUUUGUUACCCUAUGGCAAUCCCAAAAGAAGUCUGUGGUGAGUGUCGCGAUAAAGUGCCUGAAUCUUUUUAAAGACUCUGAAUUCCACUUGAUAUUGAUGUUAGCCUGUCGAGAUGAAUUGAGGCCGGAGUCCAAGGGAAUUCAGUGCUGGAUGAUAACAGGCGAUAAUAAGCUCACCGCCGCCGCUAUUGGCAAGGAAGUUGGUAUCGAUCCAUCGAGAAUUAUAAGCGGCGUUCUUCCGAAUGAGAAACAGGCAAAGGUCCAAAUGCUACGCGAAGAAGGCAACACGGUGGCUAUGGUUGGGGACGGAAUCAACGACGCACCUGCAUUGGCCUGUGCCGAUGUUGGCAUUGCUUUGUCCUCCGGAGCAGAUAUUGCAGUGACCUCAAGUGAUUUCAUUUUGUUAGGCAAGGCCCACCCCCUAGUCACUUUGUUUACCCUUUUUGAUUUGGCAAAGGUUGUGUUUCGGAGGAUUAAGUUCAAUUUUGGAUGGAGUCUUGUCUACAACUUGGUGGGUGUACCCAUUGCUGUCGGUGUCAUCUACCCAUACAAAAACCUGCGACUUAGCCCGGUAUGGGCUAGUGCUGCAAUGGCGGCAUCUUCGGUCAGUGUGGUUACUAGUAGCUUGUUGCUUCGCUUGUACAAGCCAAAAGUGCGCUCGGGCGACUUGAGUCCGGAUGUGGACCAUACCGAGCAAAACGUGAAUAUCUAUCAGCUUUGA
Molecule: messenger RNA, 3699 nt
Organism: Metschnikowia bicuspidata var. bicuspidata NRRL YB-4993
Lineage: Eukaryota; Fungi; Ascomycota; Pichiomycetes; Serinales; Metschnikowiaceae
Gene: CRP1
Product: Crp1p
Exons: 2
Coding region: 1-3699 (1232 amino acids)
Biological process (GO): copper ion homeostasis; monoatomic cation transport
Cellular component (GO): membrane
Molecular function (GO): copper ion binding; P-type divalent copper transporter activity; ATP binding
Source: RefSeq, a predicted model, not a curated record